UAAAAUGGAUGAUGGCAGAUGGCGUUUUCAAAUACAGGCGGGAGUUCGCGAAUCGAUCGUUAUUUCGCUUCAAGACUAUAUUCAUCAUUACUGGAUAAUUGCUAAUCGUUUGGCAACGAUUUUUAUUGAUUUGUAGUAGGAGGAAAAUAAUAGUGAUAAAUAAUAACGAAUCUUAAUAAAAUAAAAAGAUUUAUACGGAGCAUUCUAUAUCACUGGUAAUUUUCGCUCUGUGCUUUGUUGUUUAUUGUUCUGUGUUUCUCCUCCAACACACCUCUACCCUCUGCCUGCUUUCUCCUGACGUCAGAGAAGGAUACAUGCAUAGUUUGCUUACACUUAAAUUGAACGGAUUUUUGAUUUUCAUCAUAAUUUAAUAAACAAUAAUGGAUAUUGACGAGGAUUAUGACAGCGAGGAAAGCGAUUUCGACGAGCGUUCCACAGUAGAUUAUAGCUUAAUCUAUGAUAAAUAGAUACAAAAAUGACAUUGACGCAACUGUGCGUAAGACUGUUCAAGUGCCCAAUAUUGAAGUUAAACUGCUUUGCAGAAGUUUAUCCGCAUAGUAGUCCAGACGAGGAUUUUGAAAGUUCGUCAGAUGUAAGCACGCUCGAACUAGAUCUACCAGCUCAUAGGCGAUACGUAGAGCCCAAUAUGGAGGACAUACCGGUGCCUACGGAGAACACAUUUGAUGUGACAUUACCGGCGACACAUUCUUAUUUAGGACAAAAUUUAGAAGAAGUAAGGGGAAGAACAAUACUGGAUGAUGGCAUUUAUAUGAAUCUACCACUGUUGAUAAAACAAUCUGUACUAUUUCCUGGUCAAACAUUACCUAUGACAGUUUUUGGCGCACAGACUAUAGAUAUGUUGCAAAAUUGCAUACAAAAUGAUCGUACUUUUGGUGUUGUGUGUUAUGGUCAUCCUGAGAUGGAACGAAUAGGAACAACAGCUGAGAUUUACGAAUACACAGAUGGAGGUAUAUGGAUGGAUCAUGGUCGGCGAGAAUUUCGCUUAAAAGCUAAAGGAAGGCAGCGCUUUAAGAUAUUACGUAUUAUUACGCAGGAUCACAAUAAAAUUUCGGCCAAUGUUAAAGUGUUACCAGAGAUAACACUUGGGCCACCGUUUUUGGACCAACGCUUGGCCUCAUUAGAUCGCUUGAGAGUUUUUUCUGAUUUGGAGGAAGACAUGAAGAAACAGGAGAAAGUAGAGAACUUGGAUGCCGCGGUGACUGCUUGGCCAGCUUGGGUCUAUAGGCAGUACGAUCCUAUAAGACUCUCCUUUAGAAUACGUCAGCAUCUUCAGUUUCUUGAAACUAGAGGUGGUAGUAUACCUAAAGAUCCUAUAGAUUUAUCCUUCUGGGUCGCACAAAAUAUUCUAAUGGAUCAUGAUGAGAGACUUAUAUUAUUAAGUUACGAUUGCGCAAUUUCUCGAUUGCAAAGAGAAUUAAAGUAUCUUAUGGAGGAUAAAAUCUACGUGUGCGUUAAUUGCGAAUCCUUUAUCGGAAGACAGUCACACAUGUUUCCGAUGAAUAAGGAAGGUCCGCAGGGUACUUAUGUCAAUCCCGGCGGUGUUAUACACGAGACUAUAACUUUUUACCACGUUCAAGGAGUUAUGCUCAGUGAUGCGGCUCCUUCGACUGAAUACAGUUGGUUUCCAGGAUAUGCUUGGACAAUAGCUAUCUGUAAAGGCUGUCAUCAUCACGUCGGUUGGAAGUUUACAGCAGUGCAUAAUUUAAGGCCCAAAACAUUUUGGGGUCUGACACGCAGGAGUUUGAAGAAUAAGAAGAAAAAAUAAAACAAAGAUAUACAUGUUUAAUCUAUAUUGGGUGUCAUAAAUGUUUUUAUAAUUUACUAGAUGAGUAUUUUUAACAGAUGUAUCAUGUUUGAUAUAGUUAAUUUCUCUUAUUUUAAGAUUUUUUCUCAGUUUAUAAUCUUAUUUUAAUAGCAUAUGAGCAGAAUGGGAAUGACUGUAUUCUAUUUUUCAUUCGUGUAUUCACUCUAAUGUAUGACCAUGUGGCAAAUACGAUUAAUGGAAGAGCAGCGCAAAAGGGAAAAUUUAGUUUAGAGGAAAAUAUCCGAUUUAGGAUAGAGAAAAAUCUAACAAUAAAAUGGGAGAUCUUAGAAUAGAUGAAACUUAUUUUACAUACCAUGAUCGAUAUGCAAUUAAAAAAAAAAUUUAAGUGACAGCUAGUAAACUUGAAAGAUUUUAUAGAAAUAAAGAUAGAUAAAGCAUAAUAUAUAUUAAAUGUUAGCUUAUAUUAUUCUUGAUUACAAAUCGUGAUACAAUGCAUUCUUUCCAAAAAUUUUCUUAGGAAUUUAUCCAAAUAAAUAUUAAAACAUUUUUAUGACACCCAGUAUGCAGUGCAUGAGUUUUGUUCUAUCUCUAAUUUAAUUAUAAUACGCUUGGACAUGAGCAAUUUAUAAAAAUUAUAUAUGCAAAAAAUAAUUAUUAUAUCAAUAGUAAUUAUGAGUUAUAAUACAAAAAACUUUAUGUAUAUAUUGAAUGGUUAA
Molecule: messenger RNA, 2502 nt
Organism: Formica exsecta
Lineage: Eukaryota; Metazoa; Arthropoda; Insecta; Hymenoptera; Formicidae
Product: protein cereblon-like
Exons: 8
Coding region: 476-1786 (436 amino acids)
Source: RefSeq, a predicted model, not a curated record